CUCAAGAGAUCAAAAUGAACCUGGAAUUCGGACUGUUCGAGUGGUUGGGAUGGUAUCAGAAUGCCAUGCCGGAUUUCAUGACCCCCGAGGAAAUGAGCGACGCUGGAUACAACGUGGAGAUGUCGUACAAGCCGUUCAUUUCGUUGCUUCAAUUGCAAGACACCGAGGAGUCGUGCGAAGAGCAUUACUCGCGCAACUUCUUCGUGACCCAAUGCAUUCUCCAAGCCACAGAAGAAUCCGGUGGAAACGUGCUGCUGGUGGCGCAUGCGUCAUCCUUGGACACGUGUACCCGACAAAUUAUCGGUCAGUCGCCCCGGCCCUUCAACGAUAUGUUGGCCGUGGUCAGAAAAGUCCCUUAUUGUAGUGUGGCGUGCAUCGAGGAAACUCAAAAAGGUGCCAUUGACUCGCACAAUCCUUUGGGUUGGAAGUUGAUGGAGCCGCCCAUCCCACCUUUAAGCCAUUCCAGCAAUGCAAGAUAUGAUUGGACCGUUGUUCGUGAUGGAGCUCCCGUUCCUAAGAAAUGACUCUCGCCUCAUUUUAUAUACCUUCUUUCACCUUAUCUCAAUGUGUCUAAUAAAUGUAUGAACCAGUGAAUAUCUGACAAUUGUGCUUUACAGAACAGAAGAGCCAUGCCCAGUGUUCACCCAGUGUGCUACGUGUCCGGGUCCGCGCCCGUUUCUUGUCUGGAUUUCCAUCAACCUGAUCAUUCGCCCGGGCAAAUUCUGGCGGGUGACGUGGAAGGGCGCCUGUAUGCUUGGAGCUUGCUCUCAUGGGAGUGUCAACAAAAGAUUCGAAUCUUUCCCGCCGGUGGUUGUACCUUCUUGAGAUGCAUCGGGGAUCAAAUCAUCUUACAAGGGAGGUUGACCAAAGGGGAAAAUUCGGCUUUGGUAUUAAUGGGGCUUCAAGAUCGAGAAGGUGUGUCCAAUUGGACCAAGAUCUGGCAAGCCGACAAAGAAGACUACAAUCACGAUGGAUUCUGCAAAGGAUCCAACCACGGCCAAGUUCUUGCUUUGCCCUUGGGAACCUCGGAUAUCCAAGUGUGUAUUAAGGACGAGGCCCAAGUGAAGAAACUGGCUCUUCUGAGGUUGGACUCGAAUGUGUUCGGAAACUUGAUGUCUGUGAAAGUGAGUAAGAUUGAGGAUCAAAUUCGAAUCUUAUCCGGAUCAGAAAACGGGUGCAUUCAUUUAUGGGAUUGGGCCGACGCACUCAUUUUGGCCAAAUUUGAAUUGGCUCCAAUGAUUCCAUUCGCUUUGGAUUUCGACUCUUCGUCUGCCCAAGGAUUUAUCGGCGGUGAUCAGGAGUAUGUGGUCUCGUUCAAGAUACAAAAUGGCAACUUCCAGAAAUUGUGUCAGAGAGAGAUCCCUUCCAAAGGGAUUUCUCACGCUCAAAUCAGAAAAUCGGGCGGAAAAAUCGUGGUCUCGGCGUGCUGGGACUCAACAAUCCGAGUCUUCUCGUGGGUCAAACCAAGCCAAUUGAAGCCUUUGGGUGCCUUGAAAUUUCACUCGGAAACCAUUGAGGCUGUGCAAUGUGCCCGUAAACCGGUUGCUUCCCAUGGAAAUAAGAUUCUGAUUGCCGCGGCUUCUAAGGAUAAGAAAAUCUCAUUCUGGGACAUUUAUAACGAAUAAAAAUAUAUUAAUAUUUCA
Molecule: messenger RNA, 1643 nt
Organism: Tigriopus californicus
Lineage: Eukaryota; Metazoa; Arthropoda; Copepoda; Harpacticoida; Harpacticidae
Product: guanine nucleotide-binding protein subunit beta-like protein 1
Exons: 1
Coding region: 630-1625 (331 amino acids)
Molecular function (GO): protein binding
Source: RefSeq, a predicted model, not a curated record